UAAUAUAAUUUUAGUGAAAAAUAACAAAAAAAAGUUAUAAAUUUAAUUAAGAAUAUGUGUUAACAUAAAUUAUUAAUUAGAUUUUAGUGUAAAAAGCAAAAAACCAACAUAAAUUUAACGAGUAAAUUUUGUACAAGAAAAAACAAACAGCAAAAAAGCCCCUCAACAAGACACCAAAAUUGUGUUGGCACCACAAACACACACACACAAAACAAAAGGAAUACACCAACUCCUUCUCCAGUUCUUUUCACUAGAAUUUAAGGACUACUUGUAUUAUCUGUAUAAGUAAAAAAAAGAAAAUCAAUUUCCAACUUAAACGAACUUUAGUUAAAUCAAGUUAUAAAAAAAAUAUCCACUUUAUUUUCUGUUUAAAUGUCACAACAUCAUAAAAAAGACAAAGAUACGCGACAGCGCAAAAAUGUAGAUAAAGAAAACUCUAAUAAUAAAACACAAACAAAGACAACCUCAUCCUCAGCAGCAAAAAUAACAACAGCAACAACAACUGCAGGAGGAACCUCAGCUUCAGCAAAUAAUAAUUCACAGGAAAAACUUAGGAAAACUAAUAACGGUGCAUUGUCAAUAAUGAAUGUGAAACAAAUGAAACCAUUGAAUAAACAACAAAAGGAGAAGCUCAAAGCCGAACGAGAGGCUUUAGUAUUAUGGAGGCAACCAAUAAAAACAUUGUCAUAUUGUAAUUUAGAAUUAGUGGAACUUGCUAAGACUUUAGCUGGAAAAUUAAUGCAAAGAAAGACUUGGAUUGGCAUAUUUUUAAUAAUGGCUAGUUUUAUAGCUGUUUUAUAUCAACUACCUGGACGCCAUCAAAUCAUAGUAGAGUUUUUAAAAAAUAACACCUGGUUUGUGGUGUAUUGGACGGGUUUGGGCAUUUUAUCUUCUGUGGGUUUGGGAACUGGCCUGCAUACAUUUUUACUGUAUUUGGGGCCUCAUAUAGCUAGUGUUACUUUGGCUGCCUAUGAGUGUAAUUCUUUGAAUUUCCCCAAGCCACCAUAUCCAGAUGACAUCAUCUGCCCUGAAGAGCCUUAUGCCAAGAAACUUCCCCAUAUUUGGUCUAUUAUGUCUAAGGUACGCUUUGAGGCUUUCCUUUGGGGUGCUGGCACUGCUUUGGGUGAACUGCCUCCUUAUUUUAUGGCCAAGGCCGCCCGUUUGUCCGGCUAUGAUCCAGACGAUGCCGAGGAGUUGGCUGAAUUUGAGGCUUUAAAGGCCAAAAAGAAUCAAAAGAAUUUAGGCUUAAUGGAUAGAGGAAAACUGUUUAUGGAGCGAGUGGUGGAACGUAUUGGUUUCUUUGGUAUUCUAGCUUGUGCCAGUAUACCCAAUCCUUUAUUCGAUUUAGCCGGCAUUACCUGUGGCCAUUUCUUGGUGCCCUUCUGGACUUUCUUUGGGGCCACACUCAUCGGCAAGGCCAUUGUGAAAAUGCACAUACAAAAGGUAUUUGUAAUUAUAGCCUUCAACGAGUCGUUGAUUGAAAAGGCCGUCGAUACAUUGGCAGCCAUACCGGUAAUAGGCAAAAAACUACAAGAGCCCUUUAAGGGUUUUCUGAAGAACCAGAAACAACGUUUGCAUCGUCAACGUAAUGCCACACCAGCCGAAUCGGGCAAUAUGCUGUCGAAAAUCUUUGAAACAUUUGUCAUUUGUAUGGUGUGCUAUUUUGUGGUCUCCAUAGUGAAUUCUUUGGCUCAAAGCUAUCAUAAACGUUUACACAAACAAAAGCAUAGCACGCCCAAUACACCCAACAACCCCUCCAGCCCUACAGCGUUCACUACAAGUCCUGUUCAACAAACUGCAACAACAACAACCACAAAAAGAACUAAAAAGGCGGCCAGAGAAUAAUUUUACACUGAUUUAUUGCAGCAAAGCUUUUGUUUUAGUUUUUCUUUUUAUUUUUUUUGGGUUAUUUUGUAUUUUGUUUUGUAAGCGUGUAAGCAUUUGUCUGCCUUUUGUGUAUAUUAAUUUCUUAAGUGUUUAAAGAAGAGGGGUUACUCCUUUUUUGUAUUUCCUAUUAGCUUUUUCCCUUAAACACUAGAAAAAACCAGAACCUGGAAAACUUUUUUUAUGAUUAAGAAAUACACCACACAAAACCAUAAGUUUUAAUGAUACUUUAGCCAAAUAUUUUUUCUGUAAUUUAAUAACAAAAACUAAUUUGUUUUAAAGGCUUUUCAUAAAGUGAAAAAAUUAUAAACAAAAAGAGUAAGAAAGAGCAGGUAUAUGUUUAAACAUACAGAGAGAAAGAAGUCAGGUUUAAGUAGUUGAUUUCAUAAAAUAAUUUAUUUAAAAAGACUAGUCUUAUAAUAAAAGAAAUAUAAAAUUUAAUUUAAAUUAAUUAAACAUAAAAUAAACAUGAAAACGCAAUGAACAUUAAUGAAAUUUAAUAAAUAAAUUAGUUAAUAACAAAAAAAAAAAAAAAAAUGAAAAUAAAACGAGGUCUAAAUAUAAAAUUAAAUUAAUAAUAAAUCAAAAAAAAUAAUAAAAUAAAUAUAUGAAAACAAACCUUAAA
This is a messenger RNA of Calliphora vicina (urban bluebottle blowfly), 2509 nucleotides long. RefSeq names its product Transport and Golgi organization 5 (gene Tango5). Gene Ontology annotation, biological process: Golgi organization; autophagy. The record is from RefSeq and is a predicted model, not a curated record. The transcript is spliced from 5 exons. Gene Ontology annotation, cellular component: endoplasmic reticulum; endomembrane system; membrane. Bases 373 to 1845 code for a protein of 490 amino acids. Lineage: Eukaryota; Metazoa; Arthropoda; Insecta; Diptera; Calliphoridae.